Messenger RNA from Camelina sativa (false flax), 2088 nucleotides. RefSeq lists its product as uncharacterized. The record is from RefSeq and is a predicted model, not a curated record. NCBI's taxonomy places the organism in Eukaryota, Viridiplantae, Streptophyta, Magnoliopsida, Brassicales, Brassicaceae.
CUCAACUCCCAUUUGCUUCGCUUCCUCUUCAAGCUUUCUGCUCUCUCUCUCUCUCUCUCUCUCUCUCUCUCUCUACUCUCUGACAAAUCUUCCAGAUCUCUUAAUCGCUUCACCACAUCAUCGCGUUUUUUUUGUUCCAAGCUUCUUGAGCAGAGAAGAUAAACUCGCAUCUCAGAAAAAUCCACUCGAAUGCUUCAUUCUUCGUAAAAGAUCUUCUCUUUUGUAAAGGGUUUAUGCUUUUUCCGGUGUUGAAUGAAUCUUCCUAGACUGCAAAUGGAAAAGCAAGAGGACAGCUUGUGGAGUUUGUGUCCUGUUCAGGAUAUUGAUACGGUUUUUGCCAAUAGACUACUCUACUGUGAUCUUUAUUUCAGACACUACAAGGAAACACUGAAACAUACCAUGCUUGGCCAAGAAUCUAUCUUUGAAAAUCAGAUCCACGAGCUUCAUCGUCUGUAUCAAAGGCAGAAGGAUCUGAUGAUGGAAAUGGAGGAAACCAAUAACAUAUACACUCAACCUCAACAUCUAUUUCCUAAUGCCGGGGGAAGAAGUAUACACUGGAUGGGUUCUAUCAUAUCCACAUCCAAAACUAGCGUUUGGCCACCAGAAGACGCAUCUGCCAAGAUUGAUGAAGCUGGAGUUUCUGGAGAUGAGAUUGAUAAGUCUGGAGAGAAGGUCUUGGAUCUUGAAUCACCGUCUUACGAGUAUCUUGAUAUGGAAGAAGAAGGUUCAAAGAAUGUAGAAGUUCCCAGCUUUCCUAAAGAUGAUCAAUCCCCAAGUUACAUGCCUCUUGAAUCCUUUGUCCAGCCCGAAAGUGUGCAGCAUUUAACCGGUUUGUCAAGGUUCAAAUGUAAACUUGACUUGAAUGAACCUGCCAAGAUCGGGGAACAUUCAGAUUAUGAGCUUAAUCAGUUCCUAACUCCAGCCCUAACAAGGAGUGAAAGAGCAGAACCAGAAGUGCAAGAGCCGCUAAUAUCUACAAAGUGUAAAGCUGAGAAUGGAAUCGACUUGAAUAUGUCUCCCCUUUCAUCUGAAGAAGAAGCAACUAUAAUCAGGACGAUCAAGUCAGAGCAGCAACCUCAAGAGUUUGUUUCAGCUUCAUUGCACGGAUCAGAGCCAUCACAUUCACGAGCGAUAGUUCUAGCGCUCCCAUCUUCAAAAACCAUUUCACUCUUCCACCAAUGUUACUCACGGCCUCGGCCUAGGAAGAAAGCUAAGCGUAAAGCAAAAUCCAGAAGUGUUGAAAAGUUUCCUCGCGGCAAAUCCAGGAAACGCUCAAAUCUUGGCUCAAACUUUGGUCUCAAUGAAGAUGAUAACCAUUCACUGAGUCCUGCCUCGUACAUCCCUGAUUCUGACCAUUAUCAAGAGCGUCUGGAGAAAGAAAGUUCAAAGUCUGUGCCUGAGGUUAAGAGAAGAAGUUGUCGUAAACCACACGUAGAAUCAGGCAAGGUUAUGGGGAAGAUUUCAAGAACCAAAUUAAAGACCAGAGGGAGCUUUCUUGUUACAGAGGAAGAGGAACAAGAGUUAUCCAUAGCAGCAGCAGAGGCUAUAGUUGAUAUUUCAUCAUCAGAUUUAGCUAAAAUGUCCAGCAUCAAAACCUCCUCUUAUUGUAUCACUUCUCUGGAUUGGUUUGCUAAAAUCGCAUCUUCGGUUGUUGAAGACUCAAAGAGUGAAGUUGGACUAUCGGUGACCGGAGUCCACUCUGAUUACCAAAUAGACGAUUUUGAGGCACAACUAACAGAGAUGAAGCCAAAGGAGCAAAGAACAAAUGUUCAUCCUAAACACAAGAGGACCCUGCGCAGUCGAGGAAAGCGACAACAACAUGACGGGUUUCUUCAGAACCUAAGAACUUUUACAGGAAACAAAGCCUCUGAAACGAAUGAUGCUCACUCCAGUUUGAUGGAAAACAUGGUAAUCGAUUGGGGAACCAUAAGAAAACGAAGAAGAGGCAUCAGAAGUCCUGCUGCUUUUACCAGAACCUCCAUACCUUUUUUGCUUUCAGGUUCUUGAGAUAUUAAAAGUCUAGUUACAGAGAUCAUACCACACCACAUAGGAGAGAUAUACUAAAUCAGUGAAACUUUUUUGGGUUUA